This is a messenger RNA of Colletotrichum gloeosporioides, 2781 nucleotides long. RefSeq names its product Maternal embryonic leucine zipper kinase. Gene Ontology annotation, biological process: signal transduction; protein phosphorylation. The record is from RefSeq and is a predicted model, not a curated record. Gene Ontology annotation, molecular function: protein kinase activity; ATP binding. The coding region runs from base 1 to 2781 and encodes 926 amino acids. Gene Ontology annotation, cellular component: cytoplasm. Lineage: Eukaryota; Fungi; Ascomycota; Sordariomycetes; Glomerellales; Glomerellaceae. The transcript is spliced from 2 exons.
AUGGCGCAAAUGAGCGCCCCCUCAGAGCCGCCGCCGCCGUCAUCGACGAGCCAGCCGCCAAGUACCAGCUUUCUUCGCAAGUUGUUCGGACGAAACAAUGCGUCCCGAGCUCCGGGUCCCGCCGGCCCGACCCAGACAAAAGGGCCCGAGACCGAGCCGGAGCCCGACUCCGAUGACCCGCAAAACGCUGAGCUAGGCCGCCGUUCAAGAAAGGUCGUGCCCGGGCUUCCCCGAGUGCAGACCUUCAAACGCCAGCAAUCGGAGCGCAGGAAUAACCUCGCACCCGUCGAGCCCUCACCCGCCGAGAGGCGUGCCUUGUCCGUCGACAGGCGCAUACAGCCUUCACGCACAGCGUCGCAGACUCACUCAUUCCCUCGGGCCAGCGCCCCGGACCUCUUUGAGAAUGCGCCGCUGGAUGUGCAGUCAGCCCCAUCGGCACCGGUCAGUCCCAUCGAGGAAAAGGCUGAAGGCAAUGUAGCUCCGAUGGUGGCUCCGAUAGUAGCUCACGUUGGGGAGCCUGUGCCCGAAGAGUCCCAUAUCCACGACCUCCAAUCCAACUCAGACGCCCAUUCCGUGACGACAUCCCAGUCUCACUACGAGGCCAUGAUCCAUGACGAGCUUGAGACGACCUGGAUCCUAAACCUCAGCAUGCACUUCCGAGACAAGUCUAAGCGGGAAAAGUUCUUCGUCACGUAUCGAGAGACGCCCACCCUCUGGCGGCGGGUGACCAUCUCUCUAGACUACCGCAACGCGCCUGACAACUCUCUCGAGAUGGAUCUGCUGCACACCAAGUCGCAGCGGGACAAGAGUUCUAAGAUUUACGAAGCCAUCAGGGACAGCCUGCAGGACAUUCAGUUUUACCAGUCCGUCACCAACCUUAAGCUGCAGACAACCGACGGCCGGCUUCACGUGCACGUCGUGGAGGACGUCAAUGAAAUCAUCCAGUACCCCGCAGUCCGCCAGGUACAACACCUGGGUUGUCGAAGGAUAAGAGAGAGGGACAUUCAGUUUGACUCGCAUAUGUCUGGCUUUGUGUACAAAGUAUGCGUUGGUGGCGAGGUGCUCAUUAAGAAAGAAAUCCCCGGCCCCGACACCAUCGACGAGUUCCUCUACGAAAUCAACGCUUUGAACCGGCUUCGCUACUCGAGAAACAUCAUCCGGUUCUACGGCGUUGUUGUCGAUGACGACGACGAGCACGUCAAAGGCCUGCUCAUCAGCUAUGCCGUCCACGGGGCUCUCAUCGACGUCAUCUACGACAACCGACAGGAGUCGGAGCUUGGGCUGCCGUGGCAAAUCCGCGAGAAGUGGGCGCGUCAGAUCGUGCAGGGACUGGCUGAUAUCCACGAGUCCGGUUUUGUCCAGGGCGACUUUACGCUCUCGAACAUUGUCAUCGACUACGACGACGACGCGAAGAUUAUCGACAUCAAUAGACGGGGCUGUCCCGUAGGCUGGGAGCCGCCAGAGGCAACGCCGCUUAUCGAGAGCAACCAGCGUAUCUCAAUGUACAUCGGUGUCAAGUCUGAUCUGUACCAGCUUGGCAUGGUUCUGUGGGCGUUGGCAGCACAGGACGACGAGCCUGAAGCUCAGGGACGGCCUCUUCAGCUUGGAGAAGAGCACACCGUCCCGGCGUGGUACCGACAAAUUGUGGACAUCUGCCUGAGCGAAGACCCGCGGAUGCGCCUGCAGGCCUCAUCGCUCAUGUCCCUCUUCCCCGGGCCCACGGACGGGGACGACGUGGCCCCUCCAUCCAUCUCGGUCGAUGAUGGCUACUCCAUGCAAGAGUACUUCGUGGACGGCUACAACAGUCGGGGGAGGGUCAGGACCGUGCAGCCGUCCCAAGACUGGGCAUACGUCAACAUGGGGCCUCAGCACGGAAACCCGAACGGAGGGUUCUCCCAGGACCCCUAUUACUACACCAGAGGCCGAUCCCCUCCGAGCCCUCUCCCGAGCCACUACGCCGGGUGGGCUGGUGCUAAGAACAUUGCGCCUUCAUACAGCGACAUCGGGGCCGAUGAAAUUUUGGAGCCCAAGAGUGCCACGCCGACAACGAGCAAGGACUCUGUCGCGACCCCGGAGCCGUUGGAAGAGACGAGCAGAGCCAUGCAGCAGAAGUUAGAGGAGCUGCAGUUCACGCCAAUGUCCCUGCCGCCCUUGGACGAAGUCGAGGUCGACCACACGCCGGUUCAGGAGGACACCAAGCUCGUGCAUGAUGAGCUUGCGCAGGUGCUGUCCAGACAGGAGCAAGCGGACACGCGCACCUCUGCGGACCCUGUCGACAUGCGGACGGCGGUGGCAAGCCCCAUGACGAUCAAGGAUGACGCUGAUGUGGGUAACGACACGGAAGACGAGCGGUUUAGCACCGAGGACGAAAAGGAGGAAAGAGAGCAGCAGCAGCGGGGAAAAGUAGCACCAGGGCAAUCAGCGCCCGAAGAAAAGGGGUCCACAGAACCCAAAGACCAAAUGGACAGGAACGAUCAUGUCUUGGGCGCAGAGAAGGACGUUGCAGCUUGUAGAGACGUGGCAACGAAGCCGAUCACCACCCCGCCCUCUGGGGAAGCUCCGCCACUUGCUCGUUCGGAGGCGUGGCCGGAGGCCGAGAAGGGCUCUGCCGCCGCCGUCGAAACCCGGCCGAUAUCAGCGGAACGAACUUCUGCCGGAAGCAUCACCAAAGCCGACGCCCCGGAGCUUAAGGGGGUUGGAGGGGCGCACUCGGGCGGAGACGACCGGGUGGUUCGCGAGAAGGCGUCCUACGAUGAAGACUUGGCAUUUGGCGACGAUUAG